Cyprinodon tularosa is the source of this 2139-nucleotide messenger RNA. Its product is annotated as early nodulin-75-like. The transcript is spliced from 2 exons. The coding region runs from base 1 to 2139 and encodes 712 amino acids. The record is from RefSeq and is a predicted model, not a curated record. Lineage: Eukaryota; Metazoa; Chordata; Actinopteri; Cyprinodontiformes; Cyprinodontidae.
AUGGCUAAGUUGGCAGGUAGUCCCCUCUAUGGAAGCUCAGAGGUAGUCCCCUCUAUGGAAGUCCAGAGCAGCACCACCCUACAGCAAUACAACCCUACAGCAAUACCACCCUACAGCAAUACCACCCUACAGCAAUACCACCCUACAGCAAUACCACCCUACAGCAGCACCACCCUACAGCAAUACCACCCUACAGCAAUACAACCCUACAGCAAUACCACCCUACAGCAAUACCACCCUACAGCAGCACCACCCUACAGCAGCACCGCCCUACAGCAGCACCACCCUACAGCAAUACCACCCUACAGCAAUACAACCCUACAGCAAUACCACCCUACAGCAGCACCACCCUACAGCAAUACCACCCUACAGCAAUACCACCCUACAGCAGCACCACCCUACAGCAGCACCACCCUACAGCAACACCACCCUACAGCAGCACCACCCUACAGCAGCACCACCCUACAGCAAUACCACCCUACAGCAGCACCACCCUACAGCAAUACCACCCUACAGCAGCACCACCCUACAGCAACACCACCCUACAGCAGCACCACCCUACAGCAGCACCACCCUACAGCAAUACCACCCUACAGCAGCACCACCCUACAGCAAUACCACCCUACAGCAAUACCACCCUACAGCAGCACCACCCUACAGCAAUACCACCCUACAGCAGCACCACCCUACAGCAGCACCACCCUACAGCAGCACCACCCUACAGCAGCACCACCCUACAGCAGCACCACCCUACAGCAAUGCCACCCUACAGCAGCACCACCCUACAGCAAUGCCACCCUACAGCAGCACCACCCUACAGCAGCACCACCCUACAGCAGCACCACCCUACAGCAAUACCACCCUACAGCAGCACCACCCUACAGCAGCACCACCCUACAGCAGCACCACCCUACAGCAGCACCACCCUACAGCAGCACCACCCUACAGCAGCACCACCCUACAGCAAUGCCACCCUACAGCAGCACCACCCUACAGCAGCGCCACCCUACAGCAGCACCACCCUACAGCAGCACCACCCUACAGCAGCACCACCCUACAGCAACACCACCCUACAGCAGCACCACCCUACAGCAGCACCACCCUACAGCAACACCACCCUACAGCAGCACCACCCUACAGCAGCACCACCCUACAGCAGCGCCACCCUACAGCAGCACCACCCUACAGGAGCACCACCCUACAGCAGCACCACCCUACAGCAGCACCACCCUACAGCAACACCACCCUACAGCAGCACCACCCUACAGCAAUACCACCCUACAGCAGCACCACCCUACAGCAAUACCACCCUACAGCAACACCACCCUACAGCAGCACCACCCUACAGCAGCACCACCCUACAGCAGCGCCACCCUACAGCAGCACCACCCUACAGCAGCACCGCCCUACAGCAGCACCACCCUACAGCAAUACCACCCUACAGCAAUACAACCCUACAGCAAUACCACCCUACAGCAGCACCACCCUACAGCAAUACCACCCUACAGCAAUACCACCCUACAGCAGCACCACCCUACAGCAGCACCACCCUACAGCAACACCACCCUACAGCAGCACCACCCUACAGCAGCACCACCCUACAGCAAUACCACCCUACAGCAGCACCACCCUACAGCAAUACCACCCUACAGCAGCACCACCCCACCCGCAAAAACCACCCUACAAACGCACCACCCUUUCAGCGCACCACCCUACGCCCAAAACCACCCCUACGCAGGGGACCACCCUACAGCAAUACCACCCUACAGCAAUACCACCCUACAGCAGCACCACCCCACGCAAUACCACCCCAACCCGCAGGGACCCCCUCCGCAGCACCACCCUAACAGCGCUUCCCCCCUACAGCAGCAAACCCCCCUUUCAGCACCACCCCUUCCCGCAAUGCCACCCUACAGCACACCACCCUCAGCAAGCCACCCCAACAGCGCACCACCCUACAAACACACCCCCUACAGCAGCACCAACCCCAAAAGCAAAACCGGGCCCCAGCAGCACCCCCCCUACAGGGAGCACCACCCUACGCAGCACCCCCCUAAAAGCAGCACCACCCUACAGAAACACCACCCAACGGGCAGCACCACCAACAGCAAUGCCACCCUACAGCCCGCACCCCCCUAA